AUGGAGAACUUGCUCUCCAUGGCCUUCGACAACCUUUCGUCGUAUGACGGCCCCAAGGUCCGCAAGGGUCUGCGCCAGGUCGAAGGGCUGCUCGCCAACAUCUGCUUGUCGCGGAAACAGCAACCGAAGCAGAAGGAUAAGGAUAAGGACAAGGACCCGUUCAGAGACGAGGACGACGACUCCGCUUCGCAACAGCCGGCGUCACCCAAAAACCUCGCCGAGCUGUCAGAGGACCCGGCCUUCUACGAGUUCUUCAAGCUGCAGGAGGGCUUCGAGUGGAACGUGGCGCUGCGGCUAGUCAACACGCUGGACCGGCUGCUGGCUAAAGGGAGCGAUGGCCAGAACGACUUGUUGAUCAUGAACUCGUUGGACUUGAUCCAGGGCGUGUUGCUGUUGCAUCCGCCGAGCAAGACGCUCUUCUCGCGCGAGAUGUACAUGAAUCUCCUUCUCGACCUCUUAGAGCCCGAUUUCUGCCCCGCAAUCCAAUCCGCCACCCUCCUGACGCUCGUCGUAGCGCUCAUCGACACCCCGCAAAACACGCGCACGUUCGAGAAUCUCGACGGCCUGCUGACGGUAACCUCCCUCUUCAAGUCGCGUUCCACGAGUCGUGAAGUCAAACUCAAGCUCGUCGAAUUCCUGUACUUCUAUCUCAUGCCCGAGGUACCCUCGAUCCCGAGCGCCACGCCCCGCGGCAACGUACCGGCGCUGUUGCAGCGCAGCCCUAGUAAGCUAGCCAAGGCAUUCUCAACGAUGAGUGGGCCUAAUGGGGAGAGGCGCGACAGCAGAUCGCGGGCCGAUAGCGACGGCGCCGAGACGCGCAGCCAGGAAGAGAAGCAGGGCCUGUUGGGUCGCCAUCUGAAUAGUGUUGAGGAGUUGGUCAAGGACCUGCGGCAGAGCACGCCGUUUGGUGGUGUGGUGUGCUAG
Messenger RNA from Pseudomassariella vexata, 924 nucleotides. Its product is annotated as cell division control protein 14. Bases 1 to 924 code for a protein of 307 amino acids. Lineage: Eukaryota; Fungi; Ascomycota; Sordariomycetes; Amphisphaeriales; Pseudomassariaceae. The record is from RefSeq and is a predicted model, not a curated record. The transcript has 2 exons.